This is a messenger RNA of Patiria miniata (bat star), 3511 nucleotides long. RefSeq names its product neuronal PAS domain-containing protein 3-like. Gene Ontology annotation, biological process: regulation of transcription by RNA polymerase II. The transcript is spliced from 11 exons. Bases 1 to 2793 code for a protein of 930 amino acids. NCBI's taxonomy places the organism in Eukaryota, Metazoa, Echinodermata, Asteroidea, Valvatida, Asterinidae. The record is from RefSeq and is a predicted model, not a curated record. Gene Ontology annotation, molecular function: RNA polymerase II transcription regulatory region sequence-specific DNA binding; DNA-binding transcription factor activity, RNA polymerase II-specific; protein dimerization activity.
AUGGCUGCGUGUUGCCCAUCGUUGUCAUGGCAGGCGCCCAGUAUGGAAUGCUUCAUGUAUCCAGAGCCUUACGCUACCAAUCUGGAUGCUACUAUGAUCAUUGCCCUUCGCAAGGAGAAGUCCCGGGAUGCGGCCCGCAACCGGCGCGGCAAGGAGAACUACGAGUAUUACGAGCUGGCCAAGAUGCUUCCCUUACCGGCCGCGAUCACCAGCCAGCUGGACAAGGCGUCCAUCAUACGGCUGACCAUCAGCUACCUGAAGAUCCGUGACUUUGCCAUGCAGGGUGACCCUCCAUGGCAUCACUACCCAGACGGGCACAGUGGUGGGAUGAGCAGGAGUCUGUCCUCGGUGUUGCAAGGUCGUUUUUCCCAGCAACAUUCUGGAAUGUCUGCUAUUGCACAGGAGGUGUUUGAGCAUAAUCUUGGCGGCCACAUUCUGCAGGCCUUUGAUGGGUUUCUCUUUGCGUUGAGCAAUGACGGCAGAUUCUUGUACAUCUCAGAGACAGUAUCCAUCUACUUGGGCCUCUCACAGGUGGAACUGACAGGCAGUAGCGUCUUUGACUACAUCCACGCCGGGGACCGUAACGAGCUGGCUGAGCAACUGGGUAUGAAGCUGCCUCCACCCCGGACAAUGUCUCAAUCCUCGCUGGGUACCGGCAGCAGUGAUGGUUGCCAGUCAUCGCCUAUGGAUUCCCCAACGUCUCCGCACAGCGAACCCACGGGACUAAACAUGACAUUGUCGCCGGACUCUAGCUACCAUCGCAGCUUUGUCGUCAGGAUGAAGUCCACACUGACCAAGCGAGGAGUUCACAUCAAAUCCUCUGGCUACAAGGUGAUUCACGUCACGGGCUCAAUGCGGCCACGCAUGGUGUUGACCCAGUAUUCCCGCCACAACCCGGUCAUCAUGGGUUUCACCGCGGUGGCCCAAUCCUUACCUCCACCCACUGUCAGCGAGAUCCACCUAGAACCCACCAUGUUUGUCUGCAAGCUAGACCUAGACCUGACUAUUGUCUUCUGUGAAGCCAAGAUUCAAGAGUUUAUUGACCUUUCAGCUGAGGAUGUGACGGACAAGAGUCUAUAUUCCUUCUUACAUGCCGAGGACAUCAGCCAAAUGAGAAAUUGCCAUAGCGACUUGUUGAACAAAGGCCAGAUGAUCACUCACUAUUACCGCUGGAUGUGCAAGGCAGGCGGUUACAUCUGGGUACAAUCGACGGCCACGUUAGCCUACGCUAGGACAUCCAAUGACAGAUCCUUCAUGUUCAUCAACCAAGUCAUUAGCAACGCGGAGGCUACAGAUACCAUCAUGGACAUCAGUCAGAUGAGCGGUCUGCCUCCAGACACUGUCAAAGCAGAAACAUCGGACGGAGAUUGUCAUGAGUCCGACUUGGCCAAUACUAGCCCAGAUGAGACCAAGGGCAAACCCCCGAAGUCCGAGAAGACAACCAAGAAUUCAAAGAAGGCUGCUCAAGAGUCUACCACCAGCCGAGGCAAGUCUCCAUCCCGGACGAGAAAGAGAAAAACCCACGCUGACCACAAGGACACGAAAAGGCAUCGGCAGACUAGCCCAGCGGAGAAUCUGGACAAACCCGCCGCAGGGGAGGAACAAUGCCAGGAACCCAAGACGGUUAUAGUGGACGGCAGUUCAGAGGUGAAAGGUCGCCAGGAGGUCAAAUCCCAGCAGACGCAGGGUCACGCUAGAAAACCAAAGAAGGUCCUGGAGGAUCAACACCUGAGGCAAUCGCAGGAGGAUCGAGUCGCAGUCAGUCCUGUGAAAUCUGCCGACAGUGACAUUGGCUGCCAGGGAUGCGAGCCCAUCGAGAGCCAACCCUCACCUGGUUACAUCUCUCCCAUCAACCACUCUGUACAUAGCAAUGGACGGGACUCGGACUCCUUCAGUAAUGCCAGUGCCGGAAGCCGUGCCAACGAAGGAUGGGAUAACCCUCCCAAUCGGGAAGCACCUAGGGACCCCGAAUGCUCCCGGAGCUACCAGGAGGUGGGAGUAAGCAGCAUCAGGCAAGUAGGAACAGAAGACAGUCUCAUCAUCCCAAAGAGAUCUUACUGUAAAGGAGGCUCGGGGGGUAGCCCCAAACCCCCAGAUAGUAUGCUGACACCGCCGCUGUCAGAAACCUGUCAUUCUCAAUUUGUGCUUCCGCCGGCCAGCUCUCUGAGCGAGCCCAAGACUAAACAUUACUCCACGGACUCCAUUCCCGCCAUGCUGACCAGCAGUAACAACAACAAUCCUCUCUUGCCCGCAAGCAAGAGCUUCCAUCAACCUGCUGUCAGCCCCGACGUGGAGCUGGUCAGCCACCAACCAGGGCCUGCAAUCCUGACCAAAACGCACCCGACCAACCCAGCCGCGGACUUGGACUCCCCCAACUCGGCUAGCACCAAGCCUGAGCACCUGUACAACACCCACCCUCGUGUCAUCACGGCGGUCUCCUCUGCUUACACCGGCAUGCCUUACGCCAGCUACGGACAGUACCCCAACUUCCAGCAGUAUGCCAAUCCGGUCAACCUGGCCCCUCACCAUGGAUACCAAAGCAGCCCUUACACUGACCACUACAAGAACUUCCGCAGUGCCCAUGACAUGCCUAUGGACCUGUCUUACAACAAUGUCGGUGGCUACCCCAACAUGUCCAUCCUGCACAGUAACGUGACAUCGGGAGGGACCACGCACCCUUACUACCACGCGGCUAAAAUGGGUUAUGCCUCAGCACCCGAAGCAAACCUUCAAGUCAUCCACGACAGAGGUUGCCUUGAAGACACAACCAAGGCGCCACACACAAAAGUUUGAUGUUACUUUUAUUUCCCAAAACAAGAUGGCUAUUCCUCCAUUAGUUCUAAGAUCAUAAAUUUCAUGGCACGUACAAACGGGAGUUCCUUUUACUUACAAGAAAUCCAAAAAGAAAUCAUGAUGUAUUCUACGGUUGCUAUUUAGAGAGUUGCGAAUACAUGUAUGUUUUAAAGAAAACAAACUUACUUAAUCAAAACAAAGUAAACUCUUCAAAUCAUCAAUAUAAAAGUGGGGAAAUCUGAUCAAACUAGCCCAUCUGAUUUCAAAUAAAGUUUUGUAGCUUGCUGCUUGCCAUACCAUGGAAACAUUUUUAAACUGCUGUAUUUACUCACUUUGAACAAACUAUUGAACAAUGUAUAAAAUACUAAAUAAUCUAACAUUUUUUUCAACAAAACCUUGACAUUUAUGUGUCUUACUCAAUGUCAUCUCUUCAAAUGUUCAACAGCAGUAGUGUACAUAAUCCAGAAAGAUUUUAUCAAUAUACUCCGGAAACAAUGAAAAAGAAAAGGCUACUUUUAUGUCAAACACGUAUCAUUUCUCAACAUUUUUUGGAAUUUUGUAGUUUUGAGAGCGACAUGCUUCGUGGUUAUGAAUCCAAAUGUUUCUAAAACAGUGCUUAGGAACAUAAGCUCGCAAGAAAUCUAAUGGGAGAAGACAAUGAAAAAAAGAUUCAGUUUUAGAGGUGGCCGGAAAUCAUGUUAACUGCAUCAGUCUGACU